AUGUCUACACUAGAGAAUGAUAAUGGAACUGAAAUGGAUACAAUGCCACAACAGUUGUCAUUUAGUGCCAAUGUAAAUUCCCAACUACCACAAUCACCAACUAUCGUUGGAAAUGUAGAUACACCUGGAGGUCCCUUAGUGAAUGGAAGGAAUAGUCAACAAUAUGGUAUAUCAGACAACAAUGAAUCGCUCCACUCUGCAAUUCAAAACUCCAACAUCAACUCAUGUGCCACACCCUAUCACGAAUUCUCGACAAAGGCAUCAUGUGAUGAGCUCACCUUUACCAGUCGUCCACCUUCAAUGCUGUCACUUCUGUUUAGAGUGUGUAUAGCAUGGUUGUUUGGACUGGUAAACAUGAUCAUCCUGAUGUUGUUUAACCCAAGAUUCUCCAUGCAAUUCAUCUGGGGAGUGCUCUCGGUUGGAUGCCUGAUGACUGCCAUCUUUGCCGUGACCUGGGCCAGUCUUUUGCUCAAGUUCCGAAUCACCUUCCUUAUCGUAUUCGUAUCUGCUAUCUACUGGCUGGGUACACCGAUCACAUGGCACAUACUCUACACGUCCGACAUGUAUCCUCCACCAAUCGGAGUGUUCACCUGUAUAUUCCCAUUCGAAGGAGUGAUGCUGGUGCUAAUGUGUUUCCUACUGCCAAGAACCAUCCGUAACCAACAGGGUAUCGUCAAGAAGGUCAUUGCCGCCUACUCAUCCUUGGUAGCUCCAUACCUCAGCUUUGUUAGUGGACUUGUCUACUUUAGGCUGUUCCAGUAUUCCACUUCCAACGUUGGCAGAAUUCUACUGCCACCAGCCUACACCAUCGUGAUGAAGUGUAUCCAGCUGGGUCUGGAUAUUAUCUGCGUGCGUUGCGCCCACUCUGCCUCCAACCUGCUGAUCGUGCUAGGUCGUGUCAUCGCAUCCUACUACUCAUUUGCCGUACUCAGUUUCGUCAGGAAUCCAGUGUCGAUUGUGUCCAUUAUCUUCUCCAAGAUCGGACUGCAUCUGUUCAUGUCAUUGUUCAUGGUGUUUCCCAAUAUCGAACGCAAGAUCGUCUCGGUGUUGCCCAAGGGUCUGGUUGGCUGGAAGAACAACUUUGAGAAGGGUGUCACCGAUGAUACUACAUCAACAUCCACGGAUGGUGCCUCUGACGUUGUUAUCAAGAACGAGUUUGACAAGAUGUUUGUAGAGAAUGGAGCACAGUAUGGCCGUCUGCACUCUGACGCCACCAACCUUUGGUUCUCCAUGUUCUCCGACGGCAUUGCCAUUGUGAUGAUUCUGACACUGUACACGAUGGGUCGUUUCGGACCAACCAACUCUCACUACAAUGUGAUGUUCCCCUUUGGUGACCUGUCAGAGGUGUCGUCAGCGUUCAACUUCAACACGUUCAUCGUCUAUUUGAUCAUCUGUCUGUUGGCGCUUGGAUUUGCCUACGCCAUCAUGUGGGUGGUGCUCAACGUAGUGAUCAAGACACUGGAUAUUCGCAAGGUGUUCCAUUUGGUAUCGGUCAACUGGUUCCCCUUGAAGCACUUCUAUGUGAUGUGUAUCAACCACAUGAUGGCCUAUGUGAUUGUGGUGGUCGCACUGAUGCCCGAUCUGUUCUACAUACCCAACAUUGACUUCUGGACUACUGGUACUGUUGAGAAGUAG
Acytostelium subglobosum LB1 is the source of this 1635-nucleotide messenger RNA. RefSeq lists its product as hypothetical. The record is from RefSeq and is a predicted model, not a curated record. Bases 1 to 1635 code for a protein of 544 amino acids. NCBI's taxonomy places the organism in Eukaryota, Evosea, Eumycetozoa, Acytosteliales, Acytosteliaceae. The transcript is spliced from 2 exons.